Molecule: messenger RNA, 570 nt
Organism: Metschnikowia bicuspidata var. bicuspidata NRRL YB-4993
Lineage: Eukaryota; Fungi; Ascomycota; Pichiomycetes; Serinales; Metschnikowiaceae
Gene: NCE4
Product: Nce4p
Exons: 1
Coding region: 1-570 (189 amino acids)
Source: RefSeq, a predicted model, not a curated record
AUGAACCAAGAAAAAUCUGCUGAUGUUGCCAGUGGAAUCACCCAAUACUUUGGGCUGCCGGAGGCAGAAUUGAAGGAGCCCCUAGUGUGUCACGUUAUGCAAAUUCUCAACAUAUCAGAAUCAAAAGAGAAAGCUCUUGAGGAAUGGAGAUAUUAUCAGAACCCAAACACAGCGCCUUUCGAGAGGAUGGAGCACGUCUACCGACCUAUUAUCUACGGGAUAGACUUGGAGACCCCUGAGCCUGAACAAAAAGCGCGUUCCGUAAAAGCCACGUAUAAGCUCCUUCUACGGGACUGCUUUGGGAACUACUUCUAUGCAAUAGAGCUAGAAGAACUACCUUUUCUACGCCCAGGCACCAACACAACUAAAACGCCUCUACCCAUCCCCCUUGGUGGCUGCAUCACUCUCGGAAAAGGAACCCUCAUAGCCGAUGGAUUUGUAUUGAUGAAGAAGCACCUUUGUACGUAUCAGGAACCAGACCCCUUCUCAGAAUUGACAAAGUCACUAAAUGAGAAUUUGGUUGGAAAAAAUAUCGAGAUGAUUGAGCAUUUACUCAACGACCUAAAGUAG